Sapajus apella (tufted capuchin) is the source of this 2016-nucleotide messenger RNA. It is a transcript of the gene MED8, whose product is annotated as mediator complex subunit 8. The coding region runs from base 94 to 900 and encodes 268 amino acids. The transcript has 7 exons. Gene Ontology annotation, molecular function: RNA polymerase II cis-regulatory region sequence-specific DNA binding; transcription coregulator activity. The record is from RefSeq and is a predicted model, not a curated record. NCBI's taxonomy places the organism in Eukaryota, Metazoa, Chordata, Mammalia, Primates, Cebidae. Gene Ontology annotation, cellular component: core mediator complex; mediator complex. Gene Ontology annotation, biological process: regulation of transcription by RNA polymerase II.
CAGUUUUCUGAUUGGUGGAGAAGCCUUCUCAGAGGCGUUUCAUCGAAGGGAAAACCGGAAGUGGAAAUCGUAGCCGCCGCCUCGGCCGCCGCAAUGCAGAGGGAGGAGAAGCAGCUUGAGGCAUCAUUAGAUGCACUGCUGAGUCAAGUGGCUGAUCUGAAGAACUCAUUGGGGAGUUUCAUUUACAAGUUGGAGAACGAGUAUGACCGGCUGACCUGGCCCUCUGUCCUGGACAGCUUUGCCUUGCUUUCUGGACAGUUAAACACUCUGAACAAGGUCUUGAAGCAUGAAAAAACACCGCUGUUCCGUAACCAGGUCAUCAUCCCUCUGGUGUUGUCUCCAGACCGAGAUGAAGAUCUCAUGCGGCAGACUGAAGGACGGGUGCCCGUUUUCAGCCAUGAGGUAGUCCCGGACCAUCUGAGAACCAAGCCUGACCCUGAGGUGGAAGAGCAGGAGAAGCAACUGACGACAGAUGCUGCCCGCAUUGGUACAGAUGCAGCCCAGAAGCAGAUCCAGAGCUUGAAUAAAAUGUGUUCAAACCUUCUGGAGAAAAUCAGCAAAGAGGAGCGAGAAUCAGAGAGUGGAGGUCUCCGUCCGAACAAGCAGACCUUUAACCCUACAGACACUAAUGCCUUGGUGGCAGCUGUUGCCUUUGGGAAAGGACUGUCUAAUUGGAGACCUUCAGGCAGCAGCGGUCCUGGCCAGCCAGGCCAGCCAGGAGCUGGGACAAUCCUUGCAGGAACCUCAGGAUUACAGCAGGUGCAGAUGGCAGGAGCUCCAAGCCAGCAGCAGCCAAUGCUCAGUGGGGUACAAAUGGCUCCAGCAGGUCAACCAGGGAAAAUGCCAAGUGGAAUAAAAACCAACAUCAAGUCGGCUUCAAUGCAUCCCUACCAGCGGUGAGUGUGGCUGGCAACCUCGACUCCCUGGUGCUCUUUGCAGAGCUGGGCAGUGAAAUUACCUUUUGCUCAAGGCCCACCUAGAUGGGUACAAUAAAAAGAACAUGAGCUUUCAGCAACAGACAAAUCCCACCUCCACCACUGACUAGCUGUGUGACCUUGGACAGUGACCUAAUUUUUCUGAGCUUGUUUUCUCAUUUGUAAAUGGUGAUAAUACCUACCUCAUAGGGUUGUUGUGAGGAUUAAAAUGAGGAAAUGAAUGUGAAGUGCUUAGCAUAGUAUAUGAAAUAAUGGGUAUUCAAUAAAUGAUAGUUUCUGUAGCUACUUCUCCCCACCACCCUCCAUAGUCCUUGAUCCAGAACUUACCCUGAUCUGAUACUGCCUAAUGUCAAUGGUGAACUGAUGGACACAAGAUCAAAUAAGGCUAUGCUUAUUUUGUGCUUCCAGAAACUGUAGCAACUCUGUGUUCUUAGAGGCACACUGUCUUUGCAGGCCCUCCUGCCCGGGUUUCAUCCUGGCUAUCCCUCUAAGGUGCAGGUGAAGAAGCUUCUGGGCCAGGGGGAAAAAAAGUGCCCAUCUACAGCUCUGGUGAAACUUGGGCCUCCUCUUCUUUCUAUCCUCUGAGAAGCCAACAAACACAGCUCUUACCUGGCAAAUAGUCACAAAGUCCUCUAUCCUUUACCCCACCCUGUACACACGAGGCCUUCUCAGGAAGUGGCUCUGCCAGGCAGGACUAUGUGGGAAAGCAUUUUUCCUUAGCACAUGAAAAGCCCCUUCCCCUAGACUCAUGGUUCUUAUUUCGGAGGGAGAAGAGAAUUGCACUUCACACUGCCAUCAGGGUUUAGCUGACCUCAAAAUAGUGCCCAGUUCCUUGACUCUGCCCAGGAUGGCUUUCCUUCAUUUUCCUAAGCCUGUGGCCCAAAUCGUGGACCAGAUUGAUGGUGGGAAGUGGGGCAACCCCCAGUAACUUUGCCUGCUUUUAUAUAGUUGAACAAAGUGAAUUUAGACAUUUAGGCUAACCUGCCUUUCUUAGUACUCCUUUGUCAGCAUGGGCAGGGGCUGAGUCAGCAAAAGUGGACCAAAGGUUUCCUCUGAAUAAAGUUAUUUAAAUUGAUGUUCA